AUGAAAGUAAACGAAUCAGAAACUGUCACUGGUAAGGCGUACACUCCUAGAUCACUGUUUUUUUGUUUGCAUCUUCCAAGUUUCACCUGGGAGUUGGAGGAGAACACCAUUCCCUGGGCUGUGUUUGGCAUCACAGUUUUUUCUUCUCCCUUCAUCGUCCUGCUGAACGUUUUAGAGAUCAUAGCCGUGAGCAGGAAGAAACGACUGCAAAGAGUGUCGACAGUACUGCUGCGUAGUAUGGCGGUGGCAGACGUACUGGUUGGUGCUUUAUCCAUGCCGUUAACCGCUACUGUUGAUUUAUUGACUGCUCAUCAAACGCUUCUGGAUCAUGUCUGUAUAUUUCACCUCGUUGGCUUAGCUACGAUGUAUUGUGCUGGUGGGACAGUCGUGCUUCACUCGGCAUUCAUAGCCUGGGAACGAUUCUUGGCUGUCAAGAAAUGGAGGGUAUACAAAGUGAUUGUGACACAACGCCUUAUGAAAAAACUUGUCGUGGUCGCUUGGAUGCCUGCGGCAAUCAUAGCAACACCAUACGUAAUGAUUGGGGCUGGUGUAGAUCUUAAAGUAUAUGAAAACUUAGCUCUGAUACGGGGUAUUGGUUAUGUUUUCUUCAUCGUGUUAAUCAUAUAUUUUAACACUAUGGUGUACCUUGAGUUACGUAAGCGAAAAAGAAUCAAAACCCUGAAGGUUAACUCUCUAAUCAAAGAAAAGUUGGACUCUAAAGUUGCUAAGAUGACUGUUUUGAUGACUUGUGCAAUGCUUUUCUCGUUUCUUCUUCCAGAGGCGUGUCUCUGGUUGGGAUAUUUGUUCCCAGUCUUUCGGAAAAACUCGGCUUUUCGAUGGUACGAGAUAUUGAUGCAGUUACACUCAUUGGUAAAUCCAUUGAUUAACUGCUUUAAAGAACGCUGUUUAAGAAAUACUGUCCUCAAGCUGUUGCGAUUUAAAAAAUCCGAGCUAAUUCGGCCCACACUUCGUUUUGUUAAACAAAUGAAACCUCUCAGCCCACAAGAGGAUGUCUUGGAGAACCAGAUAGACGAAAGAGGAAUUACCUUCAGGAGAACUACACCUAUACCUGAUUCAGUAUUUGUUAUAGAAUCUGUUUAA
Pocillopora verrucosa is the source of this 1101-nucleotide messenger RNA. Its product is annotated as melanocortin receptor 5-like. Gene Ontology annotation, biological process: G protein-coupled receptor signaling pathway. Gene Ontology annotation, molecular function: G protein-coupled receptor activity. Lineage: Eukaryota; Metazoa; Cnidaria; Anthozoa; Scleractinia; Pocilloporidae. The record is from RefSeq and is a predicted model, not a curated record. Gene Ontology annotation, cellular component: plasma membrane.